Messenger RNA from Plasmodium berghei ANKA, 2982 nucleotides. Its product is annotated as conserved Plasmodium protein, unknown function. The transcript has a single exon. Lineage: Eukaryota; Apicomplexa; Aconoidasida; Haemosporida; Plasmodiidae. The record is from RefSeq and is a predicted model, not a curated record. The coding region runs from base 1 to 2982 and encodes 993 amino acids.
AUGGACAGAAUCAAAACUGAAGUGGCAUUUUUAAUCUAUAACCUUGAAUUCGGAAAAUUGAAAAAUAACCACCAGUCAUAUGUUAUAAAUGAAUUAAAUAGGAAAAUUAACAAAUACACAUCUUUUAUAUUAGAUAGUAGCUACAAGCAUGUUAAUAAUUUCUCUUAUUCAACAAAUAUAUUUCAUUAUUUUUACAAAGUAACGGAAUAUUAUAUUUUAAAAUAUUUCAACAGCAUUAUUGUUGACUCUAUUUUUUAUUUCAAAUGUAUAAAUGACCUAAAGAACAAAUCUCAUUGUGGUGCACAAAAUGAUGAAUCUAAACUUUAUAAAUGCAUAUAUAAAGAGAAAAAUGAAAAGAUGCUAGAAAAUUGGAAUAAUAAUGACUCAAAUUAUUAUACUUUUGAUUAUCAAGUAUUAACAAAUUUUAUUCAAAAUUUAAAAAAAUUAUAUGAGAAAAAUAAUUGUGUUGCUUCGAAUGCAGGUGGCAAAAACAUAACAAAAGCAAAAGACAGCGAGAAAACAACUCGACAAAAAAAUGACGACAAUAAUGCUACUAAACCGGAAAAAUGCAAUAAUAAAAAUGAAGAUAGACAAAACAACGAGAAUGAAAUAAAGAAUGCUAGUGAAAGUUUUAAAUUUGGAAAAACAUUUAUAUAUGCCAUAUGUGAAAUUAAUAACAGUCUUUAUAAUAAAAAAAAUAGAAUGAUAUGUAUAACAAAAAUAUUUCGUAAAAUUGUUAAUAAAAAAAAAAUGAGAAAAUAUAUAUGUGAAAAUGAUAAAAUGGCAAAAAAAAUGUAUUUAAAAUUUAUUUUAAAUUUAUCAUUAGGUAUCUUUAUAUACCUAUAUAUGUAUAGAUAUAUUAAAAAAAAAUAUAAGAAUAUUGAUUUUUUUAUAUUUUUAAAUAACCUAAAAAAUAUUAGGCAAAUAUAUUCUAAUAAUACUUCUUAUUUUGAAAAACAACAAAUUAUUAGCUUCAUUAAAUAUAUCAAAUUUAUAAAUAUUCAAAUGUUUCAAUAUGCAUAUAUAUCAUUCUUUGUAAAUAUAUACAAGUAUAUUAACUUAAUUCAUAAUACAACUCUCGUAACACUUUAUUAUUAUUUUAAAAAAAUAAAUAAAAAACAUAAAUGGAAAAUCAAGUUGAUAAAAAAAAAAGACGGAAAAAAUUCCGGACACCAAAAUAAUGACCCUUAUGAAUAUUUUAUAAUAGAGCAUGAUGGCAAACAAAAAUGUAAUGAAAGUUAUUGCCACGAUAAUAAAAAUGUAUGUGAUAAGGAGUUUGUAUAUAAUCAAAAUAUUUCUAACGAAAUCGGGCAAAUAGAAAAGGAAAAAGGGGUUAAGAAUGAAAACGUAGGGAAAAAUGUGACAAAAAACUUGGAAUUUCCUCAAAGUGAUAAUGCAAAUCUUAACACUAAAAAUAUUAAUACUAAAUUGAUUAAUGAUAUAAAUAACAAAAGAGCGAUUGAAAUUGGUUUAAGUGGUUCUUAUGAUUAUAAUAAUAACAAGCAAUGUAACAUUGGAUUUAAUUGGGUAGAGAUCAAAAAGGAAAGUAUCCUUUCUAUGAAAAAUAAUAUAAAUGGAAUUAAUGAAAUUAUAUUUGAUAACUAUAUUUAUGUCUUUAUAUUUUAUAAAUAUAUAAGAAAUAUAAAGAAAAGUAUGAAAUAUAACAUUACAAAAAUACAAAGUAAUAUUAAAAAAAUGAUUCAUCUAUUUAUUAAUAUAUGUAAAACGAAUAAUGACGAAAAUAACAAGAUGGAACAAAAGAUGCCAUUAAGCAUGAAUACAGAAGAUACAAAAAAUAUUAGCAAUAAUAUUUUAGGCGAUCAAGAAUGCAACAAUAAUUAUAUUAAUGAUUCAACACAAUUCUUAAUAUAUUUUAAAUACAUAGAGUUGUGUAAAUAUUACAAAAGUUGCAUAAAAAUAAAUUAUGAAAUUAUAAAAUCGGUACACACAUUUCACAUAUUGUUAACACAUUUUUUUAAAUAUUUUCCUGUCUUAAAUUUUAAAAAAGGGAAUUGCAUCAUAUAUAAUUAUUAUGAUAAAUCGUAUAUAUAUAAAGAACAAGCAUCAAAUGAAAAUAUUGACACAAAAAAAGCAGGUAAAGUAAAUAAAGAAUGCUUUUUUGAUAUAUUUAAAAAUGUUAAGGAUUAUGAAAUAGAUUUUUUAUAUUUCAAUGAAUACCAAAAAAAAAAAGAUGAUGUAGAUGAAACACUACAAAGCAUAGAAGAAAAUAACCAAGUUGAAUCUUUUAGUGAAGUGUUUCAUAUUGAUGAUAAUACUAAUUUUGAUUCUACUAAUUUAUCACAAAACAAUUUUACAAAAGAAAAUAUAAAUGAUCAUGAAAACACAGAUAAUAAUUAUAGUAAUGGCUAUAUAGAAGGUUUAAAAAAAAUAUUUUUAUACUGCAUAAACAAUAAUCUAAAUGAUUUCCUAAUAAGCGUAAAUAUGGAAGAAAAUUUUCAAAUAAAAAGAGACACAUCAGAAAACGAAAAAAAUAUUUCGAUCAUAAAUCAAAAUAAAGGUGAUGAGCUUGUCAAAAAAUGCAGAAGCGAUAGUAUUUUAGAAAUCUUAAAAACCAAUAAAGCAUUAUACAGCAAAAUAUUAGAAAUUAUAGAAGGGUUUUCGAAAGGCAUGUCAAAUAUUAUACAAAAUUAUGAAUAUGACUUAAAUCGAUACAGUAAAAAGGUCUUAGAUAUAUAUGAUAAUAAUGUUUUUGAUAUACACUAUAAAAUUUCUAAUCAAAAUACAAUUGAAAGUGAAGAAGAAGUAAAAAACAAAAAAUUAUUGGAAGUAAAAAUAUUUUUAGAUUAUAAAAAGUUAUAUAACAAAAAAACAGUGGAAACUCAAACACCCGUUUCAUUUUUUAAAAAUGAUAAAGCAAUACAAAUAGCAAAAGAUACAGAGACAAUAACGAUAUCAGAACAAUUUAUUCAAACACGAAAAAACAAUAAUCCUAUUUUUUAUUUAAGUGAUAUAUAUAGUUAA